GGGCUCUCUACACAUACGAGGAUGGCACAGAUAAUCUCAUCUUGGCAUCAACAGGGGGUGGAGGUUUGCCUGACCUUUCUAGCCAUUUCGAGAACCAGAAAGUGAUGUAUGGAUUCUGCAGUGUAAAAGAGCCUCAUGCCAUGCUUGCUCGAUAUGUCCUUAUAAACUGGGUUGGGGAAGAUGUUGCAGAUGCCAGAAAAAAUGUGCUUGUGCCAGUCAUGUAGCACAAGUUGCAGACUUUUUCCAGGGGGUUGAUGUCAUAGUGAAUGCCAGCAGUGUGGAGGAUAUAGAUCCUAUGGCUAUAGGCCAGCGUCUAUCCAAUGGUUCUGGACGUCUUGCUAGCCCAGUCCUGCAGCGACUGCAGCUCCGGGAGGAUUCUGAUUCUGUGGGAACCAAUUACCAGAAGACAAACGCUGCUGUGGAAAUGAAACGGCUCAAUAGGGAACAGUUCUGGGAGCAAGCAAAAAGAGAGGAAGAGGAAAGGAAGCAGGAAGAGAGACAGAAAGCAAUGGAGGAGAGGCUUCGCUUUGAGCAAGAGCGUAUGGAACAGGAGCGAAAAGAGCAAGAAGAGCGAGAGAAGCGCUACCAGGAAAGAGAACAGCAAAUAGAGGAACACAGAAAGAAGCUUCAAGAUGAAGAGGCAGAGGAGGCAAAAAAGCGAUUACAGAGCAACUCCAUAUUUAACUGUCUGUUUAUACCCUGCCAGAUGGACCAGAGAGACGAGGAUGAGGCAGCCGAGCAGAAGAGGACAGAAAGCGAAGUGGAGGAAGCCGCUGCCAUCAUUGCACAGCGUACAGAGAACCCACGGGAAUUCUUCAAACAGCAAGAGAGAGCCUCAACAGAUAUUAAUGUCUCAUUGCUGACUCCUCGGACAGCAGGCAGAAGCUCUUCAGAAGCAGGUCCUCCUCGCACUCCUGAAAAAGAACGUCGUAGCAGUCUAGGUGAAGAUUGGAACAAGUCCUUAAAUUCAGACCAACCUGUCCAAGAUGGAGCAUGGGCUCAACAGGGGCUCACAGAAGAUGUUUUUAUGGAGAUACGUGAUGAGGAUGCAGGCUUCCCUGAUGCUCCUCAGUUGACGGGGUGUGAAGAUGAAGCAGUUAUGGAAAUAGGGGAGGCCAACCUGAUGUCUGACGCACAUCCAGAGCCACCACAAGAAGCUUCAGACCUGCUAGAUCUAUGGCAAAACAAUGAGCCCCAAGAAACUACCUGGACAGAUGGAAACUUGAUGACUUCACAUGAGGACAUCCAAACAGAGCAAAAGCCCUCAGAAACAGAGGCCUGCCAUCAUGUCCCUGAAGAGAACCUCCUGAACUUUGAGGAACUACCACAACCACCACCCACAUUCUGUGACAUGGAGGCAGAGGAGGAUCCCCAAAGCAUCAUUCACAUUGAGGGUCCUCAUCAGAUGACUUUGAGCUAUCAGCAUGCACUACAAGAAGCCUCUUGUCACCAGCCAGAGCUAACAGACUCUCUUCUGACAAAUGGUGAAACUUCACAGAGAGAAGGAACUCAGGCAAGUGAAGGAUAUUUCAGCCAAUCCCAAGAUGAAGACUUUGCUCAGACAGAUGAUGUGUCAGCAAAAGCUACUGCACCAGUCUUUUACAACAAGCCACCAGAAAUUGAUAUUACAUGUUGGGACUCUGACCCUGUGAUGGAAGAAGAAGAUGAUGAAGAAGGAGGUGGUUUUGGCGAAAGUGCUCAAUAA
Staurois parvus is the source of this 1705-nucleotide messenger RNA. Lineage: Eukaryota; Metazoa; Chordata; Amphibia; Anura; Ranidae. The record is from the annotation of a GenBank genome assembly.